Coregonus clupeaformis (lake whitefish) is the source of this 3428-nucleotide messenger RNA. It is a transcript of the gene gipc1, whose product is annotated as GIPC PDZ domain containing family, member 1. NCBI's taxonomy places the organism in Eukaryota, Metazoa, Chordata, Actinopteri, Salmoniformes, Salmonidae. The record is from RefSeq and is a predicted model, not a curated record. Gene Ontology annotation, molecular function: protein binding.
AAAUGUUUUUACGACAUAGCCAAUUCUGACUUUGUGGCUGUGCUAUCUAGUGAAAACACCCCUGCUGAACAAGAUACAUACCAUCAGAUCAUCCUUUCCUCUCAUUCCUCAUUAGCUUGUUACUAGCGUAUCUCACAAGACUAGCGAUUCAAAGGCGAUCUAACUUUACUUUCACAAUCUUUGGAUGAAGAAGUAGCCUAGUGUUUUUGAUGUUCCAUUCCACGUAUGGAUUGAAUCAAUCACCUCGCGUUAGCUAGCUAGCUACUAAAGCUCUGAUGCACUCUGAAUGUGUAGUUGCCAUACACUUGAAGUUGCUGGAAACAAGUUUGUCCCAACAACAACAGCAGUAGCUAGCUACAACGACCACUAUCUAGUGGUGAAUCAUCACUGUGGUUGGGCUGGAAACACUCUGGUAUUAGAGCAGGUGGAAGAACUGUUGAGAGAGACCUGUGCUGGACAGGACCUUUGGCUACCUACCAAAGCAGCAUCUGUUCACUUCCACAGACAGACAGCCAGAAGGAUAAAAAUGCCUCUUGGAUUGGGUAGAAGGAAGAAGGCAUCUCCACUAGUGGAGAACGAGGAAGCUGAGCCGAUCCGAGCAGGCCUUAACGUCCCAGGAAUGGACGGCCUGGAUGGAGGAGGUGUUGGGCUCGGGGAGGGUACCACCCAGGAGGGUCUGCCCCCACCCACCAGCCUGAGACCUCGUCUGGUCUUCCACACCCAGCUAGCGCACGGUAGCCCCACGGGACGCAUCGAGGGCUUCAGCAACGUGCGAGAGCUCUACACCAAGAUUGGAGAGGCCUUUGGGAUCGCACCACCAGAGGUGAUGUUCUGCACUCUGAACUCUCACAAGGUGGACAUGGACAAGUUACUGGGGGGUCAGAUUGGGCUGGAGGACUUCAUCUUCGCCCAUAUCAAAGGCCAGAGGAAGGAGGUGGAGGUGUUCAAGGGGGAGGAUGCCCUGGGGUUGACCAUCACUGAUAAUGGAGCUGGCUACGCCUUCAUCAAGAGAAUAAGGGAGGGUAGCGUGGUCCAUCAGAUCCAGGUCAUCAACGUGGGAGACAUGAUUGAGUCCAUCAACGGCCACAGUCUCAUUGGCUGUCGACACUACGAGGUGGCCAAGAUGCUCAAGGAGCUGCCCAAGGGGAAGGACUUUGUUCUCAAGAUGGUGGAGCCCUUGAAAGCCUUCGACAUGAUCGGCCAGAGGUCAGGAGGGGCCCGGGCUGGCUCAGGAACCCAGCUGGGGACAGGGAAGGGCACCCUGCGUUUACGCUCCAAAGGCCCAGCCACUGUGGAGGAGCUGCCCUCUGCAUUUGAGGAGAAGGCCAUAGAGAAAGUGGAUGACCUCCUGGAGAGUUACAUGGGCAUCAGAGACAGUGAGCUGGCUGCUACAAUGGUGGAGCUGGGGAAGGACAAAAAGAACCCAGAUGAGUUUGCCGAGGCGUUGGACGAGACUCUCGGAUUUGCCUUCCCGGACGAAUUUGUGUUUGACGUCUGGGGUGCCAUCGGGGACGCCAAGGUCGGCCGGCUGUAACCGGAGGGAGCAGGGGAACAACCUGUGUGUGGUUUUGAACGCUAAGGCGCCAACCCGCAACAAACAGAACUACUAGGAAACACCACACUACCAUCAUAUGAUUUACUUAAUGUUUUCAGUGUACUUUUUUUAACGUGGAGUUUACUACUCUUGUUGGGAGACUUUUGGGAGAGAUUCUUUGGGCGGAUAGAGACAGUGUAUGGGAGAGGAUAGAGGACUCUGAUCACUAGCUCUGUGGUGAUCAGGCUCUCAUCAGACUCAGACUAUUGAAUGCAACACGUGGAGGUUAUUGUGUUCAAACAGCAAGUGCUUUUCAAUUUUCUUCCGGGUCUUGUGGUUGUGGACACCCUCCUGACCUGGAACACGUCACAUGUUGACCCCCAUGUCUUUGUUCCACUAGUCCUCCUAUGAACAAUCCCGAGAACAAGUGGGAGAAAUGAGGGACCACGGCUUACAUACACCUACCUUUGAUGUUUGAGUUCAAAAAAACAGAUUUUUUUCCACUUUGCACUGUGCUGUAAAAAAUAUAAGAAAAGUGCAUUGUACUUCACUGGAGCGGUCACUCACUACAUAGCACUGGACUACAGUAUUUUGUGUUCUGUGUAGUGUUGUUCAGGGAGAGGCGUAUUGAGAUGCUCGGGCCCAGAAUGUUCUGGUCAAAUCACAUGGUCAGAAAACAGUCUUAUUAGCAUGUGCUAUUAGUUUUUGUCUCCUCUCUGUGAGUUCUUUUGGUUUUAUGUGCCGUUGGGAGUGUCACUAGUGAAGGAGGGUUUUGGCUGCUGAAGGUUUACAAUGCAUAGGCUAUCACUACAGAAUUUUCUGCAGCUUUUUCUAUGGUUCAAACUACAAUCACUAACAGUUUUUCUGAAGUGAAUAAACGAUAGAAACGAGCUGCACUUAACUGACUGUGAUGUGCUGCAAGUAAACAAAGAUGGUCUGAUUGGUUAGUACUUAAAUGGUCCCCUUUGUCAGACGUAAGGGAAACUCCAGUAUUAAGAAAAGCAGUGUUAUAUUACGGUAUUACAUGAAAGUACUUGUAAAAAAACAAACAAAAAAAACUAAUUACUUAUUGGUGGACUGUGCAAGCCUUUACUUUCUUUUAAAUAUAUGUUUUUGCAGGAUUUUUUAAGGGAGUGUUGUGAAGUAUGUGUUUUAAAUGAAAAGUAGAGUUGUGUUUCUGAUGAGGAAUUUCCUCUGUUUUAAUUGACUUGGUGGUAAAAAUGAAUAAUGAUAUCCAUGCCAAAAGCGUUGGCAUUUCCAAUAGACUGCAUUCUUGAGGGACCAGACAGUCUCAACAUGAAGGAGCCAAAUCGUUAUGCACAUAAGUCAUGGACCGGUCAAGUAAUGAAAGAAAAAUGCACCAUUAUGCAAUUCUGCAAUGAAAUGAAGGACCAGGUCCAAGACUGUUACUUUAGGAAAGAACCUGGACACUACCAUAGGAACAGAAUGAUGAUGUCAUUAUCAAACCAAACUACUUUCUGCAAAGUCAUCUAGGCUUUUAAUGACUUCUUUAUAGAUGAAUAAAAAAAAAAAAACAUGCAAUAUGGGUCAAAGUUCCAAGAUAUAGAAAAUAACUACUCAAAAUAGAAAAUAUUUAUUUUCAUAACUUUUUGUGUUAUCUUUUCCAUAGUCUUGCAAUAUCUGUGUAUGAACAACAUAUUUUUGUAGUAAAUGGUUUGGUUGUUUUUCUGUCUUUUCAAUGCUGUUGAAGUAUAUCUAAAUGGUUACUGUCAUAAAAUACUGAUAAUAGGCACUGUAACACUGAGGACACAUUGUUUUGGAAUGGCUUUCUAUUAUGUCUGAUUUAUAAUGGCAAUAAUAAUGACAACGAUUAUGAAAUAAGAUGUCUUCCAUGUCUCUCCCUCGUAGUUGAAUACACAAAUGUUGCCUUUGA